Messenger RNA from Ustilago hordei, 5280 nucleotides. RefSeq lists its product as uncharacterized. Gene Ontology annotation, molecular function: guanyl-nucleotide exchange factor activity. Gene Ontology annotation, cellular component: plasma membrane. Bases 1 to 5280 code for a protein of 1759 amino acids. The transcript has a single exon. Gene Ontology annotation, biological process: positive regulation of GTPase activity; Ras protein signal transduction. NCBI's taxonomy places the organism in Eukaryota, Fungi, Basidiomycota, Ustilaginomycetes, Ustilaginales, Ustilaginaceae. The record is from RefSeq and is a predicted model, not a curated record.
AUGGAAUCUCCAUAUGCCAGCACAUCUGCAAUGCCGACUCUCUUGCAGCACUCUGCUGGUUCAGCCCACUUGGACGUCGAAACUACCAACUGGAAUGCAGUCAAGAUUCUCGCUGUGCAGCAUCAGAUCCCCCUCCGUCUUCUGGAAGCUACCCGUGAAGCUGUUUCCGCUCAGCCGGAAAAGUACGCGCCAUCCCACGACUUUGGAGCGGCAACAUCCUUGCACAUUACAGCAGCGCGUCUCGAGUCGGGACGUGUCAUCUUUCGCUUCCGAUCUCGACAGCUCGCUUUUGUAUCCACCUCUGACAUUGGCCUCACCGACUCUCGUCCCUUCGCAGCAGGCACAAUACAGCCUGAUCGCAUGCCACGUUCCAGCUCGUCCGGUGCUAUCUUUACUCAGCCUCAAUCAGAUGCCAUCGACAACACACCAGCAUCGCAAAAGCUCAACAGCUUGUUCCGCAAAACGGGUAAUCUCAGCUUGAAACACUCCAAAUCGAUCCCCGUCUUGCGUCGCAAAGCUUCCGCCGCUUUCGCCAACCCAACUCUUGUCGGCCAAGAUGCUGGUCUUUCCAAUAGCACAGCCACCAGUACCCUCUUGCCGACCUCGUCAGCAGCAGGCAACACAUAUUCACACCUUCCCGCUCUUCCGCUCGCCUCCUCGUCCAAGUUGACGCCUGCCUUCUACUCUCACCGCCCUGGUCCGAGCAAUGCUACAUUGAUGGCGCGUACUGGAAGCUCUCCCGUCAACGGUCCUCAUGCCAAUCGCCGUGCUGCAGACCAUAUCCAGGAGGGUGACGUGCUCGGUGCCGUGCUCGGUCUUGGACAAGCCGAUCUCUGGCCCAAGUCGCAUUCGGGCUCGCUGCAAAACACAGCACAAGGACCCCCCAGACCCCCUCCAUCCUCCAGCAGCUCUUCCGGCAUGUCACAAUCCAACUCAGCCGCAAAUCCUCCAACGCAGCCACCGCCGCCAGAACUCCGUCUACCCGAGUUCAGCUUUGACUCCAAUUUUGCCAAGUCGCCUCGCCUCCACCAGCUCAGAGAAGCUCAAUCAUUUGAGUCGAACGCCUCCGACACCACGGCUCGCGGAGAGGACAAGCAGGAUUCAAAUGAUCAAUACCCUGCUGAGCUCCAACCAUUCUUGCGGAUGAACAGUGGCGACACCACCUCCCAUAGUGAUCCAAUAGCACUCAUCUUUGAUGUCAUUCAGUGCUAUCAUCGACCAUCUCCAGCCUCUAUUCCACGGCAGCACGCCAACCUUUCGGCGUCUGCGCCCGCUCUCGGCGAUUCGAAAUCCCCGCAGCCUCCUAAUUUCAUGGCUCAGGCGCAAGCAUUGCCGACUUCCGCUUCUCCCGGUGAUGACCCGCGCUUUGCCAUUUGGGCCGUCAAGAGCGACAGGAACGACGGCACUUUUGUCGUCAGCAACCGCCUGGGCCAGACCGAUGCUGAUCAGGCGCUUGCAUCUGAAAUCGCCUCUUCAGCAGGCAGCUCACCUGCAUCAACUACAAAGCGACGCAACCGCAGGAGCGGGCUGCCCUUCAGCGACGAUGCCGGGUCCAAUAAGCGCUCCUCGGGCGUAUUGCAGUCUCUCAGCCCAAGUGCUGAAAGGAAACCCGAAGCGUCAUCAACUACAACCCCUUCACGAGCGAAAGCAGUGCUACUUGCCGCAUCAGCAGCACGACUUGUUGCUGAGCUGACCGCUGAGAUCGACCUCACACUCCGAAGUGAAUUCUUCUACACCUAUCGCGAGUUCAUGACCCCACUCGAUUUGCUCGAGCUGCUCAUCCUUCGAUUUGAGUGGGCCAUCUCAGAACCAAGCUCUACUGCUGAUGAGGCUCGUCGCCGCAUUGUGCGUGUACGCACCUACGUCGUCAUCAAGCACUGGCUUCAGCACCACUUCGACUUCGACUUCCUGCCCAAUCGUGCACUGCGUUCACGACUCGCCGACUGGCUCAACACCAUCGCUAGGGAAGAGCGCAUUGCUGAUCGCCCUGCCGAUCUCAACAUCGUCAACAGCCUGCGCAAGAUCGUUCGGCAGCUGAAGGAGAUGUACUCUCAGUCGGGCGUCGGAGGUCUCCUUUUGCAUGACUCUGGUCGACUAACCGACAGUCCUGACUCCCGUCGCAAGACUGACAGUCUCUCCACCUUCGGCUCGUCUUCUCACGACUCCGAACCAGUCGGCAACAGAGCCGCUGCGAGUAACGCUUCCAUUGCAGAACCUGGCAUGACGAGCUCCGGUUCUUCAUCGUCCAUUGCGGAGGACGUCAAUCUCGACUUCUCCGAGGAUCGAGGCUCCCAGGAUGCAGCCUACUUCAGAUCGCCACCGACGGAGCAAACGAAUCACGCCUCGCCGGGAGAUGCAACGCGCUCUGCCCAGAAAGCUGCAGCGGAGUCAGUGCUUGUUCCGCAUCGUCACACCCUAGCGCCAGCCACAUUGCACGCACCUAGAUCCAGUACCUCUUCUUCGGGAAACUCGCCAGCUCCUCUGCCGCACCUGUCCGGUACAUGGUCGCGUGCCUUUGUCAACACCGUUGGUCGCUUGUCCAGGUUCAGACGUGUGUUGGGCAAUCGUACCCUCGAUGGCAACCAUGAAAUGGAUGCCGAAGCAGAAGAAUGCAGCGAUCUGUUGUUUGUCAAAGGCGGACUCGACAGUCUCUUGCAGUACUUUGCCAUUGAUCAGGCUAGGCGGCAAUCAUCGUCUGCCUCGCGCCAGUCAGCAAGGAACCCACGACAGCGUCCACUUUCUCGAACUGACGAGGCCAACGAGGACGAAGAGGAGGGAGUCAUCAGUCAAGCUUCGGAGGACAGUACUGGACAGGAGGAGACGCCUAGUUUGGCAGGUACAUCGACCAACCGCUCUACACCAGCCAGCUCGAUCGAUUUGACAGGUCAUCAUGACAAGCAGUCCUCGCAAGAUGCAGAAGAAUCGCUUGGACUCGGCAUCACCGAGCAUGACCAAGGUGAAGGCGAGGUCUCUAUCGUAGCGCAAGGUCAAGACCUUUUAAAUCUGGAUCCGAACUCGCUCCGACCGCUUGAUUCGCUGGCUUGGUCAAAGACUAAGGGUGAGGAUCAUCUUCAUCACGCCACUAGUGAGCAGACGCUGCGGUCAGUCUCGCGAGAGCCUAUGGAGAGGACUUCUGAAGACGGCGCCUUUGCCAGGAGCUCCAUCCUUGCGAACGCAACGAUGCCUCACACUCAGCGCCGCACCUCCGUUCGUGACUCGAUUAUGAGCAACGGAGCACCACGCAUCGUGCAGAUCGACGACAUUGACCUCUCAAGCGAUGACGAUGACUUUGCCGUCCGUAAAGCUCUACGCCGUCUACCUGGAGCGCGAGACUUGCGUCAAGCCAACACCAUCAAGGACCUUGAACCUCAGCAGGUGGCGAAGGGCCGUGACAGCCUCGAUUCGAUGGCUUCUUCCUUCAGGCAUCCAGGCGCGACGCGACAUGCCCACAUUGACUCGUUCGGGCUCGGACACACUCGAGGUGUCAGCGUCGACAGCGCCAUGUUUGUCAACGAGCAGCUUGGAAGUAUGUCUUCGGUCAUGCCGUCAGCUCCACCUAUGAUCAGCAUGGUGCAGACCGAAUUGCUUGAUCCUGAUGAGGCUCUGCAAGGGUAUGAGCUGGUGAAAGGAUUCCGACUCGAUGACCUGGAGAGUGAUGAUGAAGAGCCUGGCGAUGUCGAAGCUGCGCUACGAAGGUUGGAGGGGAUCAUCGAUGAAGAUCGUCAAAAGCAGAAGGCAAAGUGCGUUGAAAGGCUGUGGCAGCGCUCCAUGGCUCGCAAUGCCGGCAAGGAUGCUGUCGAUGAUGAGGACGGUCAGAAACGUACUAGUCAGGCAUCCUAUCGCUCCGAGGCCGAUCGUACACUGUCGUCGUCUCUCACUGGCGGAUCACUUGCCGAUGCCGAAGAUGAAGCGUCAAAUGCAUCAGUCCACCCUUGCGACCAUUCCACGGAGGACCAUGCGCCAUUGCGAUCCAGAUCUCCAGUUCCACAGCAACAGAAGGUUCGGGCACAGUCUUCGUUCCUCGACCUUCAGAACACCAGCUCCGCAUCCGAGUCAGAGGAGCACGACGAGCCAAAACCCACCCUUGCACCUGCCUUCCAGUCACCGCAAAUGGCGAAGUGUACCUCAAAGGCCAACUCUGCAGACGCAAUUGUGUGUGCCCCGGCGCAGCAAACACCGCCAAGCCCGUUAUCAGCGAGGAAGCGCAUCUCAUCAGCAGAUGGUGCUCACUUCGGCACAGGUAUGCUCAUGUCGCCAAAGAGGGGCUUGGCACCGCUGCCUCCCGUUCAUCGCUCGUUUUUGCUCUCCUACCGGUCCGAAUCGGUGGCUCGUCAGAUGUGUUUGAUCGAGGCCGAGCUCUUGCGUUCCGUCACCUGGGACGAGCUUGCUUCCUCCAGAUGGCGCGAGCGACGCUUCGGUGCCGAGGUCACCGACUGGGAGGCCUUUUACCGCGAUCGCGUUCGCGACCGUCUCGAAGCCCAGCGUCUGGGCGAGGUGCACCAAGAACGUGCCGUCGAAGCCAUCGUUGCCCGUUUCAACCUCACUUCGAACUGGGUCGCAAGCGAGGUAGUUCUCACACAGAACAUCGACGAGCGAGCCGCUGUCAUCUCCAAACUCAUUCGCGUGGCAUGGAAGUGCUACCUCCAUUCCAACUUUGCUUCGCUAGCUCAGAUCAUCUUUGGUCUUAGCACGCCAUGGGUCGAGAGAUUGCGCCGCACGUGGAACCGCGUUGGAUACUUCGAGAUGCGCAUGUGGAGAGACCUCAACUCGUUUGUUGGUCCGCGUCACAACUUCAGGCAUUUGCGCAAUGCUAUGUUGCAGCUUGCUGAAGGCAAUGCCGGUGACAGUGGGACGCCUUCUGGUGCGGGCGAGGGGGGUAAGGCAACGUCUAGCCGUGGUUGUAUUCCCUUCUUCGGUCUGUUCGUUUCGGAUCUCAUGCAGUUCGACGCCAUGCCGACUUUCCUCGACCCUACAGCGCCAACGAUGGCCGCUUCAACUUUCACAUCGCAGAAUGGCAAGACACGUUUGCACCCUACGGAUCCCAAUGCAUUCGGCGACCUUGCCCCCUUACCACCUAGCGUGUCACUCGAGCCGCUGAUCAAUGUGCUCAAGUUCCGCAACAUUGCUGAAGUGAUCCGCCAGAUCUCGGCGUUCCAGAACGCUUCUCAGAACUACUCGGUCAUGUUCGAGGCUGAAAAGGGCGCCUAUGUACGCUGUCUGAAGCUUCGAUGCUUGCCUGGAGAGUUGCUUGCACGACUCAGUCACUUGAUCGAGCCCUAG